AUGGGUAAUAUAAUGUCAUCAAGUUUUGCACCUGAAUGUACUGAGCUGAAAAAGAAAUACGACAGUUGUUUCAAUGAGUGGUACACGGAGAAAUUCCUCAAGGGUAAAUCCAUCGAGAAUGAGUGCUCGAAAGAAUGGGACAACUACAUAAAAUGCGUCGAUAGAAACCUGGUAAAAUCAGGAAUCAAACCUGCACUGGAUGAAGCAAGGAAAGAAGCUCCAUUUGAAAACGGCGGUGAUCUAAAUAAAGAUUAA
Messenger RNA from Kazachstania africana CBS 2517, 255 nucleotides. RefSeq names its product Mdm35p (gene MDM35). NCBI's taxonomy places the organism in Eukaryota, Fungi, Ascomycota, Saccharomycetes, Saccharomycetales, Saccharomycetaceae. The coding region runs from base 1 to 255 and encodes 84 amino acids. The record is from RefSeq and is a predicted model, not a curated record. The transcript has a single exon.